Molecule: messenger RNA, 1359 nt
Organism: Cheilinus undulatus (humphead wrasse)
Lineage: Eukaryota; Metazoa; Chordata; Actinopteri; Labriformes; Labridae
Gene: nifk
Product: nucleolar protein interacting with the FHA domain of MKI67
Exons: 6
Coding region: 89-934 (281 amino acids)
Biological process (GO): maturation of LSU-rRNA from tricistronic rRNA transcript (SSU-rRNA, 5.8S rRNA, LSU-rRNA)
Cellular component (GO): nucleolus
Molecular function (GO): RNA binding
Source: RefSeq, a predicted model, not a curated record
UGGGCAGGCAGAGAGGGAUACCAACGUGGUUUUGCACCGUUGGUUAUUUUCGUUUAACACUUCAUGCCUGGCCUUUUAAAAUAUAAAAAUGACUGAAAGUAAAGCUGAAUCGGCUUCUAAGCCGGCUAAAGAACUGCUAGCUUUAAAUCCCAAACAAGAGUCUGAGUUUAAGAAGAAGGUUCAAGAGGCGAAGAAGAACAAAUCUAAAAAGGGCAUUACUUUGACUCCAGGGGUGAUUUACGUCGGCCACCUCCCACUAGGACUGUUUGAACCUCAGCUCAAAUCUUACUUCGAGCAGUUUGGGAAAGUCCAGAGGCUACGGCUGUCCAGAAGUAAAAAGACAGGAGGAAGUAAAGGAUAUGCAUUUGUUGAGUUUGACUGUGAUGAAGUGGCCAAAAUAGUUGCAGAGACCAUGAACAAUUAUCUCAUGGGAGAAAGGCUCAUCAAAUGUCAUGUAGUCCCACCAGAGAAAGUCCAUGAGAAGCUUUUUGUUGGCUCUCAGAGAGAAUUCCGCAAACCUUCAUAUCCAGCUGUGGAGCGCUACAACAAGAAACGUACAGCAGAGCAGAUUGAAAAAAUGAAAAACAAACUGCUGAAGAAAGAAUCAAAGCUCAGAAAAAGACUAGCAGCACAUGGCAUUGACUACGACUUCCCUGGAUUUGCUUCCCAGGUACCCCCGAAGAAAAAAUCCUCAGAUACCAUGAAUGAAUCUACAUGUAGUGAUGACACCACACCAUUAUGCACCCCAUCCGUCCUGGAGAGGAGGAAGUCCAUGGUGGUCGACGAUGAUGAGGAUGAUGAGAUCAUCAUUAAGUUGCCCACUGCAGAGGAAGAUGAAGAGUCCUCAGAGGAAGAGGAGGAGGCAGACAGUGAGAGUGAAGAAGAGUCUGAGUCAGAGGGAGAGGAACCCUCAGAGGAUGCUGAGAAGGAGUGAGAGGCUUGGACUUUUGAUUGUGGACUUACUGUGGCACUCGGACUGUCAGAGAGCAGACACACACAUCAGGAUCAUGUGUGGUCUUUUAUUUGAGUCACAUGAUCACUUUGAACUGUGUUCAGAUCGCCCUUUAUGUGGAAAACCCCACAAUUAAAGAAGAAGAAGCAGCUCUUUGAAAAGACUGUAACUGUAAUGUUGGUAUCACAUUGGUCUUUGCUGAUGAUGUUUCUUGUAAAUCAUCUCGAUGAACUUAAUUAUGAAAGGCUGUUUUGUCUUUGUGUAGGCCAGACGUGUAUUUCAAUCUCUGUCAUGCUAGAGGCAAAGACUUCACACUGUUAUGCAUUGCUUUAUAACCACAGUUAAAAGAAACUGUGGUUAAAUUUGUAAAAUAUGAUCUUUAAAAAUAAAUAUCAGAACCUUUCUGU